AAACCAGAACAGGGAUGGGGGAACUGAAAACCAGAGACCGGUAGCCGCGCGGUAUGUGUAGAUCUCAGAGGUGUCUCAAGCACUUUGCAGUUUGAACUACAAAAGGAGAGAGGAGAGUUUGGCCACUCAUCUCUUCAGAUCUUUUGUGUCGGGGGAAAAAAGCAGAAGGAGAAGCACAACCAUCAUCACUGAGCUGCUGCAGGAGGUGGAGAAGGAAGGAGAAAAGCAGGAAAAUCGCAAUACUGUAUUGCUUCUUUAGAACCAGAGAGACCGAUGGCGGAGUUUGGCAGCAGAGGGGGAGGCACUAGUGGUGGGAGGAUAACCUCCUCCCCAAAUUUGGCACAUGGAAAGGUGGCUUUCAAAGCAGGUGAUGGGGAAGGAGGAGGUGGUGGUGGUGUUGCAAGAAUCCACUUGGACAGUGCUCGCAAUGGGGUCUCCAAUGGAGACUGUGCUCUGGUGGGAAACAGAGAACACCUAGAAUCUCCCCAACCUGGCAGCCCUGCCAUAGAGAGAGGAUGUUCCACCCUGCAUCCAGAAGGCAAGUCCGGUAUUCCCAGGAAAACCAGCAUCAUCAAGGAUGGUACAAAACAAAAAAGGGAACGGAAGAAGACAGUCUCGUUUAGCAGCAUGCCCACUGAGAAAAAGAUAAGUAGUGCAAGUGACUGUAUUAAUGCUAUGGUUGAAGGCUCGGAACUCAGAAAAGUUCGAUCCAACUCUAGGAUAUACCAACGGUAUUUUCUUUUAGAUGCAGAUAUGCAGUCGCUACGAUGGGAACCUUCAAAGAAAGAUUCUGAAAAAGCAAAGAUUGACAUCAAAUCAGUCAAAGAAGUGAGAAUAGGGAAAAAUACAGACAUUUUUCGUAGCAAUGGAAUUUCUGACCAAAUUUCAGAAGACUCUGCAUUUUCGAUUAUUUAUGGAGACAAUUAUGAAUCUUUAGAUCUUGUUGCAAACUCUGCAGAUGUUGCAAAUAUUUGGGUUACUGGCCUAAGAUACUUGAUAUCUUAUGGAAAACAUACAUUGGAUAUGCUAGAAAGUAGACAAGAUAAAAUGCGGACCUCAUGGGUUUCCCAGAUGUUUAGUGAAACAGAUAUAGAUCAUUUGGGGCGAAUAUCCUUAUGCAGAGCUGUACAGUUUAUAAAAAAUUUAAAUCCUGGUUUAAAAACAAAUAAAAUUGAAUUAAAAUUCAAAGAGCUGCAGCGAUCAAAAGACAGACCUGAUACAGAAAUCACAAAGAAAGAAUUUAUUGAAGUUUUCCAUGAGCUUUGUACUCGUCCUGAGAUCUAUUUCUUACUAGUUCAGUUUUCUAGCAAUAAAGAAUUCCUUGACACCAAGGAUCUUAUGAUGUUUUUGGAAGCAGAACAGGGUAUGGCUCAUGUCACUGAAGAGAUCAGUCUUGGUAUUAUUCACAAAUAUGAACCAUCUAAAGAGGGACAAGAAAGAGGCUGGCUUUCCAUAGAUGGUUUUACAAAUUAUCUUACUUCCCCAGAAUGUCAUAUAUUUGAUCCAGAACAUAAAAAGGUGUGCCAGGACAUGAACCAGCCUUUAUCUCAUUAUUUCAUAAACUCUUCUCAUAACACAUACUUGAUAGAGGACCAGUUUCGAGGCCCAUCUGAUAUCACAGGUUACAUUCGUGCUUUAAAAAUGGGAUGCCGCAGUGUUGAGUUGGAUGUAUGGGAUGGUCCUGACAAUGAGCCUGUAAUUUAUACAGGGCACACAAUGACUUCACAGAUAGUCUUCCGCAGUGUAAUUGACAUAAUUAAUAAAUAUGCAUUUUUUGCCUCGGAAUAUCCUCUUAUUUUGUGCUUGGAAAAUCAUUGUUCUCUCAAGCAACAGAAUGUGAUGGUCCAGCAUAUGAAGAAAAUACUUGGGGAUAAACUAUAUAUGAAACUUCCAAAUAUAGAGGAAUCUUAUCUGCCAUCUCCUGAAUAUCUUAAAGGAAAAAUAUUAAUUAAAGCCAAGAAGUUACCUUCUAACUGCUCUGGGCUAGAAGGAGAUGUUACAGAUGAAGAUGAAGGAGCAGAAAUGUCACAGAGAAUGGGAAAGGAGGGAGGAGAACCACAGAAUGUUGUCCCAGUGAAACGGUUUCAACUUUGUAAAGAACUAUCAGAACUGGUAAGCAUAUGUAAAUCGGUUCAGUUCAAAGAUUUUCAGGUUUCAUUUCAGCUUCAGAAAUACUGGGAAGUUUGCUCCUUUAAUGAAGUGCUUGCUACUAAAUAUGCCAAUGAAAAUCCUGGAGACUUUGUGAAUUAUAACAAACGCUUUCUUGCAAGGGUUUUUCCUAGCCCUAUGAGGAUUGAUUCUAGUAAUAUGAACCCACAGGAUUUCUGGAAAUGCGGCUGUCAAAUUGUGGCAAUGAACUUUCAGACACCUGGGUUAAUGAUGGACCUCAAUAUUGGCUGGUUUCGACAAAAUGGGAAUUGUGGCUAUGUGCUGCGGCCUGCUAUCAUGCGGGAGGAAGUAUCUUUCUUUAGUGCAAAUACAAAGGACACAGUGCCUGGUGUUUCACCUCAGCUUCUUCACGUUAAGAUUAUUAGUGGACAGAAUUUUCCAAAGCCAAAAGGUUCAGGUGCCAAAGGUGAUGUAGUAGAUCCUUAUGUCUAUGUAGAAAUCCAUGGGAUUCCAGCAGACUGUGCAGAACAAAGGACAAAAACUAUCCACCAAAAUGGAGACAAUCCUAUUUUUGAUGAGAGUUUUGAAUUUCAAAUUAACCUACCUGAACUUGCUAUGGUACGCUUUGUUGUGUUAGAUGAUGAUUACAUUGGGGAUGAAUUUAUUGGGCAGUACACAAUUCCCUUUGAAUGUUUACAACCAGGUUAUCGGCAUGUUCCACUUCAGUCUUUAACAGGAGAAGCUCUAGCACAUGCUUUCUUGUUUGUCCAUGUUGCUAUUACUAAUCGAAGAGGUGGAGGGAAGCCUCAUAAACGGGGUCUUUCUGUCAGAAAAAGCAAGAAAUCCAGAGAAUAUGCCUGUAUGAGGACUUUGUGGAUUAAAAGUAUUGAUGAAGUAUUCAAGAAUGCUCUUCAGCCCAUACGAGAUGCCACAGAUUUGAGAGAAAACAUGCAGAAUGCAGUAGUUUCAUUCAAAGAGCUGUGUGGCCUUGCUCCUGUAGCAAAUCUCAUGCAAUGUAUUCUGGCAGUGUCUAGCCUCUUAGUGAAACCUGAUAAUACACCCUUGGUGGUAGUAAAUCUCAGUGAUCAGUAUCCCACAAUGGAAUUGCAAGGGAUUGUUCCAGAGGUUCUAAAAAAAAUUAUCAUAGCGUAUGAAACGGUGAGUAAUCUUUCAUGUUUUCCUCAAUUUAAAACCCUUAUGUUUAUAUAUAAGUCUACUCUUCUGCAACUCUCUUCUUCCUCUCCCCCUGCCCCCCCACCCCAAUCUGCUGCUUGGAAAAUUAGUACAAUGACAAUAAAGAUUACUUUGACUUUGACUUUGACUUUGGAGGGUAACAUUGUUUCUGGAGAUUAA
Python bivittatus (Burmese python) is the source of this 3462-nucleotide messenger RNA. The record is from RefSeq and is a predicted model, not a curated record. Lineage: Eukaryota; Metazoa; Chordata; Lepidosauria; Squamata; Pythonidae.